AUGCGUGGUCUCAGCACAGCUGGAGUGUCGAGGUCGCCUGCCCUUUCUUUACAAGGUCCAGCGUCAGAACAAGGUCGCUGGCAGCGUUCCCCGGCGGCGGCGGAAAGGGACGCAACGCCGCCGAUUCGUCGCACUCCCCACAACGCCGACAUCCUAAUCCCCAAACUGCUGAGCGAUUUAACCCCUUGUUACCCUUCCUUCCCAGAUCUCAGGAGUACAAGAAGCAGGAAGAUGAAAAUGCUUUCCAAUAUCUUCCUUCUACUGACUAUAUUGUCAUCCCUCUUACCGGCUCUGUUUGCUGGCCCUUUCCAUGCGCAAUGCAGGCUGGAGUGGAAUUUUGGAAUCCCUUGUUUCAAUGUGUACACAAGUUUGGUGACCCAAAUAAAGCUUUGGACAUCGGUGGACAACUGUAUAAAAGAAGGUGGAGAAAGGUGCUUGUAUGAGCUCCAGUCAGCCAAUGAACAUUAUAUUGUGGCAAAGCACAGGAACUUGAUGCACAAUUAUGUGGAUGACCUGACGUUCAAGUUGAGGCCAGUUGGGGUAAUGCAUUCCUGCCAGGUGUCGGCAUUUUCUGUAUCUGAGCCAUGGUAUAUUGUGCAGGACAAAGGCAUCAACUAUUGUAAUCUCCACAACCUGGCUGAGGGUUCCGAAUUGGUCUCAGCUCCGGGAUUCACCGAAUCCACUAACGACUUCAAAUGUACCCAAUAUUCAACUGCCAAUUGUACUAUAUACUAA
Messenger RNA from Nanorana parkeri, 735 nucleotides. RefSeq lists its product as uncharacterized. Bases 1 to 735 code for a protein of 244 amino acids. NCBI's taxonomy places the organism in Eukaryota, Metazoa, Chordata, Amphibia, Anura, Dicroglossidae. The record is from RefSeq and is a predicted model, not a curated record. The transcript is spliced from 6 exons.